GGGGCAGGACUGGGCACACACGGGGAGGGUGUGGGCAUCUAGGGUCCUGCCACUGCUCCCUUCACCAGAGCCUGGCCGGCAUUACAGCUCCAUUUAUAGGUGGGGACACUGAGGUGACAGUCUUAGCUAGUCUGGUGUCAGCAACCAGCAGGUUCUAGAUCAUGAUUCUCUGAGCCCUUCUUCUUAUCUGUGAAGUCAGACUCUGGCCUGACUGCAGCGGGCUGCAAGUAUACAAUAGGGUAUUUGCAGCACAUCUACAAGUGUAAGUCCCGUACUUUUAGAGGCUGAAGCCAAGGCCUAGUUACCAAGACCUGAGGCCAAGCAGCCUUUGGAGAGCAGCUGUAUGUGUGUGUAUGGAGGGCCCUACAGCCUGCAUGGACAUCUCUGAGCAUAAGUUCGGGAAUCCCGCCCAGAGGCUGCAAAUACAGAAGUACCGAAACUGGUAGAUGCCACCUGAAUAUCAACUGACUCAAAAAAAAAAAAAAAAUCUUAUAAGGGAAAAAAUUUUACAUUAAAUGAAGUGCCUUCUUGGAAAAAAAAACCAAAAAACUAAAUUAUAUGAAAUUGAGGCAGUCACAGGAAAUCCAGAAUGUCUUCCUUGUAGAACAAAUACAGGGAUAUUAGACAACAGCUGUGCUUCCAGGGACCCUCUGCUCAGCUGCCUCCCCACCUUAGGAGCUGCAGGACAAGUGGGUGGGGCCUGAGGUCAAGGCUCAAGUGCCCCUAGUGGCUGCUGCGUCCAUGGAGGGCCAGCCCAGGCCAAGGGCCAAGUAGACUCAGGGUUUGAACCCUGGCUCGGUUACUUAGAAGUGUGAUCCUGACCCUCAGGAUCACCAUUAAAUAGGAGCCAAGUACCCCACCACAUAAGAUUGUUGUAAAGAUUAAAUGAGAAACACCAGGCCCAUAAGAAAUACUCCAUAAAUGGGAAACUAAUCUCUAUAUGACCCUGGGCCCCAGAACUUGCUGCCUCUGUUGUCCUCAGUAUUUCCAGGCAGGUAACUUUCUGCCAGCGGACUUGCCAGGUAGAAGGGCUGCCAUGAUCUGAGGCCCCUGGCUUGGCGGCUGCAGUGGAAGAGGGCUCUCUAGAGGCCAAGCUAGGCAGAAUCUUGGGCCCUGACUGGAUCCCACAUCUGGGUGCAAAGCCUUACACCCAAAUUCCUCUCUGCUGGCCAUGUCCAUCUCUGGGUAGGGAGACACUGAGUUGGCUAGAACAUUACCUGGCUUUAAAUAGGAAAAGAAUUUCUUCUUCCUGGAGGGUGUGGGAGGCCCCCUGGUGCCAAGACUGCUCAACAGAGGCAAGGUGGGGAAGAGGCAAUGUCCUUUUGGAUCAUUGUUUUGGGGUGCUUGAAAACAUUUGAGGCACUGCAUAACUUUUAUAUUCAUAGCACUUUGUAUAUCCUGAGCAUUUAGUGUUCUUGUGAGAUGUUGCUGUUUCUAUGUGGUGGACUUUCAUCUGUUUGGAAACUCUUUAAGGACUUUUUAGCAUCAUCAACCAAGCAACUCUCUUCAAAAUAGAAUUGUAUAUAGAUGUGGUUCAUUCAUACCACAGAGCACAACAUUGUCACAAGAAAGGGUGAAAUGCAACCAUUUUCACAAAAUGGGGGGUGUUUGAUAAAAUCACAUUCAGCAAAGCGAAUCAGAACAAUAAAAGCAAGUGUUGGACAUUCAUUUAGCACCCAAUUCAACAACACUUUGAGAAAAACCACUGGACAUGGAGAAAUGCCCCCCGGGCUCUGAGGCUAAGCAGAAGAAGGGAGAGGAAGGGACAAGGGAACAGAGGGAACGGUGGUGGCGCACAAGAAGGAAUGGUUUUUUAAAAACACCUUCAAGAAAAAACAUGAGUUCUGUGAGAGUUGUCCCAAAUCCCAAAUCUUGAGAGAGAAAAAAAUACACGCGCUAAGAAAGCCAUGACAAGGAGUAGUUUCCACAGCAAGUCUGGAGAAAGGAACGACUCACACUUCAGUGAAAACAUUUUUUUUUUUAUGGUUAGUAUAUUUUAUUUUAUAUAAUUCUUACAUCAUUUUUCAUUUUUGCACAAUGUAUGCAUUUUCAUUUUGGUUAUAUUCCCCAUACAAUUCCCACUCUCCCUUUUUUGACCCUAAUCCCUCCUCUCCUCCCCCCUCCCCUACCGUAGUGUGUCUCUGGUUUACAGUUGCUUGAUGAUUUUGACUUUUACUUUAUUAUAAUUAGUCUUUUUCCUGGUCCCUUAUUUAGGUUUUCUAAGUUCCUGCUGUGAGUGAGACCAUCUGCUCUUCGACCGCGAGCUGUGCCGGCAGCAGCUGCGCUACUCCGGCAUGAUGGAGACGGUGCGCAUCCGCCAGUCGGGCUUCCCGGUGCGCUACACCUUCGAGGAGUUCUCGCACCGCUUCGGCUUCCUGCUGCCCGGCGUCCAGCGCAGGCAGCUGCGGGACAAGUUCCGCCAGAUGAGCCUGCGCAUCGCUGAAAUGUGGCUGAAGACAGACAAAAACUGGAAAAUGGGAAAGACUAAAAUUUUCCUGAAGGACAACGAGGACACGCUGCUGGAGAUUCAGAGGAGCCAGGCCCUGGACCAGGCAGCCAUCAACAUCCAGAGAGUCCUGAGGGGCUACAAAUACAGGAAGGACUACCUGAGGCAGAGGCAGGCAGCCCUGGCCCUCCAGGCCUGGUGGAGAGGCUACUACCACAGGCGGAACUUCAAGAUGAUCCUCUUAGGUUUUCAGCGUCUUCAGGCCAUUGCCCGGAGUCACCUGCUGGCCAAGCAGUACCAGGUCAUGCGGCAGAAAAUGGUUCACCUGCAGGCCCUGUGCAGGGGCUACCUGGUGCGCCAACAAGUUCAGGCCAAAAGGAGGGCACUGGUGGUGAUCCAAGCACACACCAGGGGCAUGGCUGCCCGGCAGAACUUCCAGCGGCAGAAAGCUAAUGGGCCACUGGUCAUCUCAGCCAAGGAGCCAAAAAGCCAAAGUUCCCCACCCAGAAAGCGCAAAUCAAUCUACGACACCAUCAACGACACGGAGAUGGUGGAGAAAGUGUUCGGCUUCCUCCCUUCCAUGAUGGGUGGGCAGGAGGGCCAGACCUCACCACCGACCUUCAAGGAUCUAGAAGCAAAAACCUUGAAGCUGCCCGAGGUUGACCUGGACACGGUCCCCAUGAUGGAAGAAUUUGAGAGCCUGGAGGAGGAUGUAGAUGGUCUGGCUGAGUACACCUUCCCCAAGUUUGCUGCCACCUACUUCCAGAAGUCGGCCAGCCACACACACAUCCGGCAGCCCCUGCGCUAUCCGCUGCUCUACCAUGAGAACGACGAUGACUGCUCGGCUGCCCUAGCCGUGUGGACCGUCAUCCUGAGGUUCAUGGGAGACCUUCCAGAGCCAGUACUCUUUGCCAAAAACAACCUGCACAGCAGCUCCAAGACCCGGCAGAUCCACAAUGCCGUGGGCCAGGACAGGGGUGCCCAGCCUCAGAAGCACAGUGGAUCUGCACAGAGGUCCAGCCACAGAGGGACCAAGUCCAUCUCCUCCAUGAAGCUGAAGCGGUCCUCCCGGAUCACGGGCCAGGUGACCAGCCAGCUGAAUAUUGGCGAGGAGGCGUUUGAGUCAGAUGGUCCCAUUGCAGACCGGCCCAUGUCCAACCUGGAGAAGCUGCACUUCAUUGUGGGCUACGCCAUCCUGCGACCCAGCCUCAGGGAUGAGAUUUACUGCCAGAUCUGCAAGCAGCUCUCGGAGAACUUCAAACAGAGCAGCCUGGCCCGUGGCUGGAUCCUGCUCAGCCUCUGCCUGGGCUGCUUCCCGCCAUCAGAGAGAUUCAUGAAGUACCUGCUGAACUUCAUUGAUCAAGGGCCAGCUGCCUAUGGCCCCUUCUGUGCUGAGCGUCUGAGACGCACCUGUACCAACGGGGUGCGCACAGAGCCCCCCACCUGGCCAGAGUUGCAGGCUGUCAAGUCCAAGAAGCACAUCCCAAUCCAUGUCUUCUUGCUCACUGGAGAGACCCUGACCAUCAUGGUGGACUCUGCCUCUACGUCUCGGGAAGUCUGCCUGCAGAUUGCCCGCAAGCAGGGCCUCAGAGACUACCUGGGCUUUUCCCUCCAGGUUACCGUGUAUAACAAGUUCUGGUCCCUGGGCAAUGGGCGUGACCACGUGAUGGACGCCAUAGCCCAGUGCGAGCAGCUGACCCGGGAGAGGAGCGAGAAUGAGCGCCAGUCACCCUGGCGUAUGUACUUCCGGAAGGAGUUCUUCACGCCCUGGCAUGACUCCCAGGAGGACCCCAUCAGCACUAACCUCAUUUACCGCCAAGUCAUCCACGGCGUCUGGUCUGGCGAGUAUAGCUUCAAGAAGGAGGAAGAGCUGGUAGAGCUGCUGGCCCGGCACUGUUAUGUGCAGCUCGGCGCCUCAGCAGGGAGCCAAGCUGUCCUGGAGCUGCUGCCCAGCUGCAUCCCCGCUAAGCUGCACAGGACCAAGACCCCAGAAAAGUGGGCUAGCCUCGUCACUGCCGCCCACGCACAGGCAUCGUACACCCGGAGUCGGGCGACGCCCCAGACUGUGCAGGAGCAGGUGGUGGAUGCUGCCCGCCUGCAGUGGCCGCUGCUCUUCUCCCAGCUCUUCGAAGUCACCACACUCUCUGGCCCCCGACUGCCCAAAACUCAGCUGGUCUUGGCUGUUAACUGGAAGGGGCUGUACUUCUUGGACCAGAAGGAGAAGUUGCUUCUAGAACUGUCUUUCAUGGAGGUCAUGAGCCUGGUCACCAACAGGGAGGCCCGUGGCGGACAGAGACUGGUGCUGUCCACUCUGCAUGAAGAGGAGUAUGAGUUCGCAUCCCCCAGCAGCGUGGCCAUCGCCGAGCUGGUGGCCUUGUUUCUGGAGGGCUUGAAGGAAAGGUCCAUGUUCGCCAUGGCCCUGCAGGACCAGAAGGCCACAGAUGACCCCAGCUUCCUCACCUUCAAGAAGGGGGACUUGCUGAUCCUGACAAAGAAGAACGAGACGCCAGCCUCUGAGACAUGGGUCCUGGGCCAGAACGACAGGACGGGCAAGAAGGGGCUGGUGCCUGUGGCCUGCCUCUAUUCCAUCCCUACGGUCACCAAGCCCUCGGCGCAGCUGCUGAACUUGCUGGCCAUGUCACCAGAGAAGCGGAAGCUGGCGGCCCAGGAGGUACGGCCUGCAGAGCCAGUGCCUGAGGAGGAGCCCAAGGAGGCGCCACACACCCUGGAGGAAUUCUCUUAUGAGCAUUUCAGGACCCCAGAGAAGGAGACCAUCAGCCGAGCCAUGCCCCUGGCCAGGACUCGGGGCCACCUGUGGGCCCACUGCUCCGAGCCCCUGCGGCAGCCUCUGCUCAAGCGUGUCCACGCCAAUGCUGAGCUGCAGGACGUGGCCUGCCAGAUCUUCAUCGCCAUCCUCAGGUACAUGGGUGACUACCCAUCUCGGCAGGCCUGGACCUCCCUGGAGCUCACCGACCAGAUCUUCACCUUGGCCCUCCAGGACACAGCCCUGCAGGACGAGGUCUACUGCCAGAUCCUGAAGCAGCUGACAAACAAUACCAAGAGGUACAGUGAAGAGAGGGGCUGGCAACUGCUGUGGCUCUGCACGGGCCUCUUCGCACCCAGCAAGGCACUGCUGCCCCAUGCCCAGAAAUUCAUAGACACUCGGAGGAAGAAGCUGCUGGCCUCCGACUGUGGCCGCCGGAUCCAGAGGGUCCUGAGGACGGGGCCCCGCAAGCAGCCCCCACACCAGGUGGAGGUGGAGGCCACAGAGCAGAAGGUCUCCCGCAUCUGCCACAAGAUCUACCUCCCUAAUGACACCAGUGAGAUGGUGGAGGUGGGUAGCAACACCCGGGUGCGGGACGUGUGCGAGAGCAUCAGCGCCCGGCUGCAGCUGGCCUCCUGGGAAGGCUGCAGCCUCUUCAUCAAGAUCGCAGACAAGGUCAUCAGCCAGAAGGAGGGAGACUUCUUCUUCGACUCCUUGCGGGAGGUAGCUGACUGGGUGAAGAAGAGCAAACCCCAGAAAGAAGGGGCCCCCGUGCUGCUUCCCUAUCAGGUGUACUUCAUGCGGAAGCUGUGGCUUGCUGUGACCCCAGGGAAGGAUGUGAAAGCAGACACUGUACUCCAUUACCACCAGGAGCUGCCCAAGUACCUGCGUGGGUUCCACAAGUGCUCACGGGAGGAUGCUGUCCACCUGGCAGGCCUCAUCUACAAGGCCCAGUUUAACAAUGACCAGUCCCACCUGGCUAGUAUCCCCAAGAUCCUGAGGGAACUGGUGCCUGAGAACCUCACACGCCUGAUGUCUUCAGAAGAAUGGAAAAAGAGCAUCCUUCUGGCCUUUGACAAGCAUAAAGACAAGACAGUGGAGGAGGCCAAAGUGGCCUUCCUGAAGAGGAUCUGCCGGUGGCCCACCUUUGGGUCAGCCUUCUUCGAGGUGAAGCAAACCUCAGAGCCCUCCUAUCCGGAUAUCAUCCUCAUCGCCAUCAACCGACAAGGGGUUCUGCUUAUCCACCCGAAGACAAAGGAGCAGCUCACUUCCUACCCCUUCACCAAGAUUGCCAACUGGAGCAGCGGCAGCACCUACUUCCACAUGGUGCUGGGGAGCCUGGGCCGAGGCGGUCGUUUGCUGUGUGAGACCUCUCUGGGCUACAAAAUGGAUGACCUGAUGACCUCCUACGUGCAACACCUCCUGAAUACCAUGAACAAGCAGCGGGGCUCUCGGGCACUAGCUGAUCCUUAGCAGGGGAGCCCACGUUUCUGCCGUCAGGAGUGGGGAUCCUAGAGGGACUUCCCAAGGGCCCUGCCCGUCCGGGGCCUGCCCCCUGCAGGCCAUCUUUCACAGUCCCUCUUCCCAAACACAGCCCAUGCCCCUCAGCCCCCCAGCUGGGCCCCUCUCUCAGGGACUGAGCCCGGAGGCCAAAGGAGGGAGCCCAGGGCAAGGCUGGGCGGUCGGGCCUGCAGGCCCACGCCUGAGUGGCUCAAGAGAUGUUCAAUAAAAGCCCAUGGAGCACCGGGAGGUGUACCAGUGAGAGGACAUGGUGGGGCUCAGGUGGCCGAGGCCAUGGAGGCAGAGGCCGGCAAGAGAAGGAUCUCUUCCAGGAGGAGCAAAACGCAUGUGACCCUGCAGGACACCAGGAUGACAGCUCCACUUGCAGGAAAUGCUUCCAUUCAUUCCUCUUGUCUCAUUUCCUCUCCGCCUCCCUUCUUGUUUCUCAGACUGGAGAGUUUUCCUACUUAAGCCCCACCAGCCUCUCCUCCUUGUCUGCAGGCCCUGCCGGCGGGCUGGUGGAGGUGCAGGCCAAGCUGCCUGCUCUCAGCCACUGGUUCCACCCAACGGCCAGCCUCUCCCAGCUAGGAGCAGGCUUGGGUUUGCCCUGCCAUGCUGACAGGCCCUGGGGAGCCUGCCCCUGCCCUCAGCCCAGGGCCAGCCCUUGUGGACUAUGGGUUUCUAGCUGGUCUUAUCUCCUCUGAUGGCAGAGGGGCUGGGAACAGGCCCCACCUGACAAGUCCUGCCUGCCCUGAUCCUUAAUGUCCGGCAGCCCCCACAUCCGUGUCUACAGGGCGCUCCCCACCACCCUCCGCACCACAAACCACGCAGCCUGUGUGACAGUGUUAGUAAGCCUUCAUUCACUGUGCAUCCCGGCGGCAGGUCUCGCGUGGCCAGGAAGGAAGACUCCUUCCUGGAGGAAAGAAAUGAGCCACCUACCCGUCCUCCCUGCUCCUGGCUGCCCCCCAAAACUCAGUGUGUGCCCUGAGGGGGCUGUGGGGGGUCACAGAGAGACUUGGGGGAGCCAUAGCAUUCCCAAGCCCAGGGUGGAACUGCCAAGGCAGGAUAUCAGGAAGGAACCCUAAGUGCUGGGGGAGUAGGGUUUGUGUAUGUCUGCAAAUUUGUGGGGUGCAAUGGUAGGACUUGCUGCCCAGCAUGGGCACAGGGAUCCUCCUUAGAUGAGCGAGCCUGUGGCCAAGAGAUGGCAUUCCUGUGGCCAAGGAAUGGCCCUGGGCCAUUCCCAGGGCACCUGGUCCUGGGGCUGGGGCAGCGGCUGACUAGGGCUGCCCGGAGGCUCUGUGCACACCGUGGGGUCGCUGGUCAAGCUCUCACAGUAGGCCCCUGCGGUGCUGGGACAGCUGGAAUGGGCAAGGCUUGGAGCUGCAGCCCACCUUUGGGGCCAGGUGACACCAGGUCCCAAUUUGCUCCUGUCCCUGCAGGACUUCGGACACUGGCCCCUUACACACUCACAAGCUCCAGUGCCCCUCAGUCCUGCUCACCACGCAGAAGAGAGGAGGCGGGCGGGGGAA
Molecule: messenger RNA, 8239 nt
Organism: Talpa occidentalis (Iberian mole)
Lineage: Eukaryota; Metazoa; Chordata; Mammalia; Eulipotyphla; Talpidae
Gene: MYO7B
Product: myosin VIIB
Exons: 33
Coding region: 2295-6683 (1462 amino acids)
Cellular component (GO): cytoskeleton; myosin complex
Molecular function (GO): protein binding; ATP binding; cytoskeletal motor activity
Source: RefSeq, a predicted model, not a curated record